Molecule: messenger RNA, 990 nt
Organism: Lodderomyces orthopsilosis Co 90-125
Lineage: Eukaryota; Fungi; Ascomycota; Pichiomycetes; Serinales; Debaryomycetaceae
Product: S-adenosylmethionine-dependent methyltransferase
Exons: 1
Coding region: 1-990 (329 amino acids)
Source: RefSeq, a predicted model, not a curated record
AUGAGGCGUAAAUACUUAUCUAAUAAUAAAUGCUUUUGUAAUUUCUUAGUUCAAAAUCUACUCUCAAUAAGUUACAGCAAUGGGCUGAUAUAUUACAAGGCAAGUUUUGUGCUUUGGGGCGCAUCUCGCAUGGCGAAACUAGAUAUCUUGUUUCUUCAGCUGUAUUCAAUGACAGGCCAUGAUGUCGUUUCACAGUUAUUGCAGCUUACAGAAGACAACUUAAAUGAGUACAUAUUUGAAUUGUAUUCCGAAAACUCUCCCUUGAAUAACUUGGGAUUCAUCAACAAAGGUUCAGAUAAAGUCACAAUUUCAAUACCUGAGAGUAACAUUGAUCUCAAUGUGAGACAAUCAAUUUCCCAAUUGUCAUCUAAACAAACAACAAGCACUACAGGAUACAUAUGCUGGAACACUUCAAUACAUGUGGUUGAUUGGCUACUAUCACCGUUGUGCCCAUUCAAGUUAUUCAAAUCACACGUGGUUUUGGAAUUGGGAUCUGGUGUAGGUGGUAUCUGUGCAUCCACCUUGCUGAAGCUUGUUGGACACUUCAUUGCAACUGAUCAGAAGCAUAUUUUGAAACUUUUGAAGGAAAAUAUAACGGACAAUGUGUUGAAUUACAAAAGUUCUACCCUACCGAGUACCUCUCAGAAUCUGAACGUCACCAUUGACGUGAUAGAGUUUGAUUGGGAGGAGCUCCAUGUUGGAUGUUUUAAUCUCGACAGUUUGAAAGUGCAGCUAGUGGAUGUGAUACUUGCAUGUGACACAAUCUACAACGAGUACUUGAUUGGGCCAUUUAUUAAUACCCUCAAAAAGCUUUUACAUGCAAACGCUUACGCUUUAGUAGCGAUUCAGUUGAGAGAUGCGGUGACGAUUGAACGGUUUGUUACAGAAUUGGUACAGUCAGAGGGACUAAGCGCAUACGUAGUACCCCCAAACUUGUUAACGCGUGGACUUAAACUGGGAUACCAAAUUUACUACGUUACGAAAAUAUAA